This is a messenger RNA of Chroicocephalus ridibundus (black-headed gull), 2034 nucleotides long. RefSeq names its product intestinal-type alkaline phosphatase-like. Gene Ontology annotation, biological process: dephosphorylation. The transcript is spliced from 12 exons. Gene Ontology annotation, molecular function: alkaline phosphatase activity. Gene Ontology annotation, cellular component: plasma membrane. The coding region runs from base 231 to 1982 and encodes 583 amino acids. Lineage: Eukaryota; Metazoa; Chordata; Aves; Charadriiformes; Laridae. The record is from RefSeq and is a predicted model, not a curated record.
AAUCCCAGCAAUAACUCAUCUCCCAGGCAGCCCUGUGCCUUCCCCUGCCUGCCGCUUCCCGGGCGUUGUGAAAUCCAAGUGGCCUCUCUGCCUCCCCCGGCCGGGGAGUCACCAGCAGGUACCUCACUGUGCGGGGGUGCGCUGGCACGGGCUGCCCCAGGGCCUGACAGGCAGCGUGGGACUGUGUCCCCUAGGAGAGGGGACCUGAGGACACUGACACCAAAGGCAAGAUGUCCUCCCCCUACCUGGUUCGCCUCCUCGGGUUUGUCUCAGUGGAAUUAGGUCUAAUCCAGCACGGCCCAGCUCAACCUGUCUGCAAAAACAGCACUUUGCCCCGCGCCCUCCCCGCUGCUCCCCGACAUCCCACAGGUGCCCCCAUGGGAGCUGAGGGCCACCGGGUGCCAUGGUCCCCAGAGACGGGCUGGAGGUCUUCCCUCGCUGGUGGGGGGCAGGGAUGGCCCCGGGACUCUGAGAAGACCACGAGCUACUGGAACGAAGGGGCCAGGAGGAGUCUGGAGUUGGCCCUGGCAUUGCAGCCAGCGGCACGGCGGGCCAAAAACAUCAUUCUCUUCAUGGGUGAUGGCAUGGGGCUGCCUACCAUGUCAGCAACUCGGAUCUACAAGGGGCAGCUGGCCGGUGGCUCAGGCGAGGAGACCGUCUUGGCCAUGGAGACCUUUCCCCAUGUGGCCCUGGCCAAGACCUACACCAUCGACCGGCAGGUGCCCGACAGCGCUGGCACGGGCACAGCCUACCUCUGUGGGGUGAAGGCCAAUGCCAAGACGCUGGGGCUGAGUGGGGCGGCCGUCUAUGGCAAAUGCCGCACCUCCUUUGGCAACGAGGUGGACUCCAUCCUGCACCGGGCCAGGCUGGCGGGAAAGUCGGUGGGCAUCGUGACGACCACGCGGGUGCAGCACGCGUCUCCCGGGGCAGCCUAUGCCCAUUCGGCCAGCCGGAGCUGGUACGCCGACACCAACAUGCCCAAGGAGGCGUUGCGGGAUGGCUGCAAGGACAUUGCCUACCAGCUGGUGCACAACACGGACAUCAACGUGAUCCUGGGUGGCGGGCGGAUGUACAUGACCCCCAAGCGGACCCCGGACCCUGAGUACCCUGAGGACCCAGCUCAGAAUGGCACCAGGAAGGACGGAGUGGACUUGAUUGCUGAAUGGCUGAGUGCCAAGCAGGGCGCCCGCUACGUCUGGGACAAGAAGGGCCUGGACACGGUCGAGGAUGAUUCCGUGAGCCACCUGAUGGGUCUCUUUGAGCCCAAGGACAUGAAGUAUGAGCUGAACCGCAACGCCUCCACCGACCCUUCCAUCGUGGAGAUGACAGAAAAGGCCAUUCGCAUCCUGCGCAGGAACCCCAAUGGCUUCUUCCUCUUCGUGGAAGGUGGCAGGAUUGACCAUGGCCACCACAGUGGCCGGGCCAAGCAGGCACUGAUGGAAGCCGUCAUGCUGGACCGGGCGGUGGCACGGGCAGGCGAGCUCACCUCCCCCUCUGACACCUUGACCGUGGUGACGGCCGAUCACUCCCAUGUCUUCACCUUUGGGGGCAACACUCUACGUGGCAACUCCAUCUUGGGGCUGGCCCCCAAGAAAGCCAAGGACAAGCGAGCCUACACCAGCAUCCUCUAUGGUAAUGGCCCUGGCUACAGCAUCCGUGACGGGGCCCGCCCAGCCGCCAGCCUCCCGGCCGCAGAGGACAAGGACUACAGGCAGCAGGCAGCCGUGCCCCUGGAGUCGGAGACCCACAGCGGGGAGGACGUGGUGGUGCUGGCCCAGGGCCCCAUGGCCCACCUCUUCCACGGGGUGCAGGAGCAGCACUAUAUCGCCCACGCCAUGGCCUACGCCGCCUGCAUUGAGCCCUACGCCACCGAGCCGGGGUGCGGGGCAGCCCGCAGGGCCUCCCAUGGCACCCAGUGCUCCCCACAGCCCCUGCUCGCCCUCCUGGCCCUCUGCGUGGCUGCCCACAUGGUGGGGGGCUGAGAGCCCCCAGACAAGCCCUGCUUCAACCCAGGCUGCCUGGCUCCCCACGAGC